Molecule: messenger RNA, 4827 nt
Organism: Serpula lacrymans var. lacrymans S7.9
Lineage: Eukaryota; Fungi; Basidiomycota; Agaricomycetes; Boletales; Serpulaceae
Exons: 36
Coding region: 1-4827 (1608 amino acids)
Biological process (GO): transmembrane transport
Cellular component (GO): membrane; fungal-type vacuole
Molecular function (GO): ABC-type peptide transporter activity; ATP hydrolysis activity; ATP binding
Source: RefSeq, a predicted model, not a curated record
AUGUUUCGGAGUCCGCAUCUCUGUGCUGACUAUGGUCCUUUCGACUUUCGAGAUGCGUGCGUUCGACGUUACUGGAGCUCCCUCGUCCCUGUAGCACUCGUUUUAUUAUUUUGUGUGUUGUCACUACCAUCUCCCGCAUGGACGCAAGGCUUCUUCAAGGUCGCGAAGAUCCCAAGAAGGCGAUUCAUCACAAUCGACGAAGCGGAAGCCUUAGAACUGGAUGGAAGUUCUGUUACAAACCGGUUACCAGGAAGAGUAGAUGAUUUUGGAGAGGGGAGUAUCCGGGGAAGAACCUACUUUUCAAGGCGGAGAAAUUUAUAUCUAUCCUGGAUUGCCUUGUUGGAAACCUUUGCAUGGUCUGCAGUCGGUAUCAUGCCUUUUAGUUUGCGCAGAGCAGAAUCCACAUCACCGCCGGUAUUAAUUGCAAUCACAUGGUUCUAUGCUUCCCUCCGUCCCAUCAUCUGGCCGAGCAUCACACCUCCUUUCGAUCUGUUCUCUCUUUACAUCACGCAUCUUAUGUCCGGUAUCCUCCUUCUGGGAGGUGUUCUUUAUGAAGCAUAUGUCUGGGAUAUUGCGCUUCCUUCGGGUUAUGUUAUUGCUUCGAUGGUGGCCAAUAUCGUCACCGUUGCUAUUGCAUUGGUUAUUGUUCUUGGUAUGCCUUUGGCUAUACCAAGCACGAGGAUUAGGAAGGAGGAUAUUGGCAAAUCCAUUUCUCCAGAAGAUUAUACAUCGCUAUGGGGUUGGAUCACAUUCUGCUGGGUAUACCCAUUGAUUAAGAGAGGAACACACGCCACAUUGAACGAGCCAGAUGUAUGGAAUGUCAGUAUCACGAUGCAAUCGCGCCCCACUUUUGUUCGGUUUAUGUCCUUCAGGGAUUCCUCACUUCUUCGUCGCAUUUGGGUGGCAAACGCACACGAUCUCAUUUAUGCCGGACCGUUCUUCCUAAAACGCAUCCUGGAUUCUAUCGACGAUUCCACACCCAAUAAGGAAAAUCGAGCUCGCGCUUAUAUUUACGCUUUUAUAGCUUUCGCUUGUACUGUCGUCAAAUCACAGUGCGAAAUGCAUCACCUAUGGUUUGGUCUACGCGCUGCCACGCGAAUGCGUUCAGAGCUCAUGGCUGCAAUAUAUGACAAGGCAUUGAAACGUAAAGACUUUUCAGGUAUCACGAACGAAGGGGCUGCCGAAGAUGAGAAAAUGAAGGAUGAAGACGGUGCCGCAGAGGAAGAAGUUCGCAAAAAGACUGGAGCCGAUAUCGGAAAGAUAGUCAAUCUAAUGGCUGGCGAUGUUAACACAAUUUCGCAAACUGCUCAAGGAGUAUACUUAAUCUACGGAGCUCCUUUCGAGCUCAUUAUCUGCUUGCUCUUCUUGUACCAGUUGCUUGGCCUAUCUGCCUUUGCUGGGGUUUUUGUCGUGCUCGCUGGUUUGCCUAUCAACAGCUGGGUCGCUAAGCGAAGUGUUUUUAUCCAGAAGAACCUGUUAGCUGCCAGAGACAAGCGUAUGAGCAUCGUCAAUGAAGUGAUCACAGCUCUGAAAUUUAUAAAAUUCUUCGCCUGGGAGGACCGUUGGAUCAACCGUACUUUUGAUGCACGCAAAUUAGAAUUAUCUUGGAUGAUUAAAUCACGACUUAAUUAUAUGAUCUUUGUAUUACUCUGGCAGUCAGCACCAUUGGUUAUUUCCGUCAUCGCGUUUUCAACGCAUGUUUUCCUAGGAAAUCAAUUGACAAUUGGGACUGCUUUUACUGCUAUAACAUUAUUUAAUAUGCUCGCACUGCCCCUGAAUCUAAUACCGCUGUGGACGGUACGAAUUUUACAGGCAAACGUAGCUCUUGGGCGUAUUGCAACAUUUUUGGACGAAGACGAAGUGGAUGGAAACGUUUCUUCCUUAAAGAGAUCUUCAGCACGCAUGGCAGAAGAAACCGAAGGAUUUGGCAUUGACCGCGGAUCCUUUAUAUGGAACAGAGUUGACGAUGGUAAUGCGCCUUUGGAGAACAUCUUUGGCGAGGCCCCAUCUGCAGAAACCGCAAUUCUUCUCGAGUCACUCUCUUGUACCAAGACGCUUGGUUAUCAAUUCAAACUAAAAGAUAUCUCUGUCAUGUUCCCCGAUGGUAAAUUGACGGUGGUGACAGGUCCAACUGCAAGUGGGAAAACCGCUCUACUGAUGGCCCUGCUUGGCGAGAUGACUGCACUGCCUGGUAGUCGGCUAAUAAUGUCAAAGAAUCCUUCACAAGUAGACGAGAAUGGACUCAUGCAUGCUAUAUCGUAUAGUGCGCAGGCUCCGUGGCUCAGACAUCAGUCUAUCAAAGACAACAUUUUGUUCGACUACCCAUAUGACGAAGAGAGAUAUCAAGCGGUCAUUGAGUACUGCGCACUAAAGCCUGACCUUGCCAUGCUAGAGGACGGCGAUGCGACUGAGAUAGGGGCGAGGGGCGUCAGUCUUUCAGGCGGGCAGAAAGCUAGAGUUGCGCUAGCCCGUGCUGUAUACGCUCGUACCAAAUAUGUGCUACUAGAUGAUCCUCUCAGCGCUGUUGAUAGUCAUACGGCCCGUUUCUUAUUCCAUCAUUUACUUUGUGGUCCCCUGCUGAAAGGUCGCACAGUGGUCCUCGUUACCCAUCAUACUGAGCUUGUGCUUCCUGGAGCGCACUACCUUGUACGAAUGUCGGACGGCCACGUGGAUUUACAAGGAGUUGUGAAGGACCUUCGUGCACUGGGUAUCCUUGAUGUGACAAAAUCGGACUCCACGGUUCAGGCCCAGGAACCUCUUCUAUCCAAACCUGUUAGAGAAGAAAAAGUGAAGGAUACAACUGAAGGAAUUGAAGAUACUGUGCUGGUUACAAAGAAAUCAACAAAACUCAUCCAGGAGGAACAUCGGGAGACUGGUUCCGUGAAGUGGUCUAUAUAUAAGACUUACCUACAUGCUUCCUCUUACUGGACUUGGUUUGUCCUUUGGUUCUUGAUUAUUGUAAAGGAAAGCUUGGGCGUAGCACAGAAGCUAUGGAUCAGAGCCUGGGGAGAGGCGUAUGACUCCCCGUUGUUAGAGUUGUUCGAGCCAUUCGCGAAUGAGACGGUACCAUGGAACUCCCAGCAUUACCCAGGGACGCAACCACUGAUUCAGCGUUCAGUGUCUUCAUUCGGCGCUUUACCAGAUGCUGGAGAGCAUCCCCUGUUCUUUGUUGGAAUAUACGGCGCAAUUGGCUGUGGUGUGACUGUCAUCGUACUUUUGUGUACUGCGGCCCAGUACAUCGGAGGCAUCAGGGCUUCUCGCCGAUUGUUCUCGCGGAUGUUUGUUGGUGUAGUGAGGGCUACUAUGCGUUGGCAUGACACAACCCCUCAAGGUCGAAUGCUAAAUCGCUUCGGAAAAGACAUGGAAACGAUAGAUAGUACACUAUCCGACUAUCUAGCAGCUGUGAACACGACCUUGGCUAGCUUCGCGGCAGCCAUAGUUACUGUUGCCGUGUUCUUCCCGUCGUUCCUCAUACCCGCCUUCUUCAUAUCGUUGGUGUACAGACAGCUUGCCAUCGGUUACCUUAACACUGGUCGUGAUCUUCGUCGUAUGGAGUCGAACUCACGUUCACCUAUAUUUUCCGGAUUUAGCGAGCUGUUAGAAGGAAUCGUAACAGUCAGAGCAUUCUCAGCGGAGAAGCGCUUCCUAGAUGACUUGCACGUCAAAAUCGAUAAAACUACUAUGAUGUGGUACAACUUCUGGAUGACCAAUCGAUGGCUGUUGCUUAACUUCGACAUCCUUGGUGGUAUUUCCAUUUUGGUUACGACCUUAAUAGCCUUGUACGGCCUUGCCGGCUCAGGUCUCGCCGGUAUCUGCAUAACGAGUGCUAUGUCAUUCACAUUUAAUGUGUAUUGGGCGUGUCAGUUCUGGACUGGUUUGGAACUUGAUCUCAACUCCGUUGAACGAGUUGUCGAGUAUCUGGAUCUUCCGCAAGAGCCACCAGCUGUAAUAGAAUCUAACAGACCCCCGGCAUACUGGCCAUCUGACUCUGCGGAGUCACUGAUUUCUGUCCAAGAUCUUGUUAUCAAAUAUGCGCCAGACUUGCCUCCUGUGUUAAAUGGCCUCUCAUUCACCCUCAAGGCUAAAGAACGAGUGGGUAUUCUAGGACGCACUGGGAGCGGAAAGUCUACUCUUGCUAUGAGCAUUUUACGCUUUGUCGACCCUUCUAGUGGAAGAAUUGUUAUUGAUGGAAUUGACACCUCAACUAUCGGCCUUCAUGAUCUACGUUCACGCUUGACAUUCAUUCCUCAGGACGCAACACUCUUCUCUGGUACCCUUCGCGAUAAUCUUGACCCUUUCGGCGAACACGGUGAUAGUGAAUGUCUUGAUGCAUUGUAUCGUGUUCAAAUGAUAAGUGAAAAAGAUACUUUUGAGAAUUCAAUCUCAUCGGCUUCCCGUACUGCGGUGGAUACGGAUUUCCGCACAGUUAUAACCUUGGACAUGCAAGUGUCUGCUGGAGGCGCAAACUUCUCCCAAGGGCAGAGGCAGUUAAUCGCAUUAGCCCGUGCUCUUUUGCGCAGAAGCUCUAUCGUUAUUCUUGAUGAAGCAACGAGCAGCAUCGAUUUUGCCACAGAUGCAAAGAUCCAGAUGACGAUUCGGGAGGAGUUUAAUGGUUCGCUAUUGCUAACAGUCGCUCACCGCCUACAAACUGUUAUCGACUAUGAUCGACUUCUCGUAUUAGACAAGGGCAAGGUUGCAGAGUUCGACACACCUCUGAAUCUGCUGAACAAAGAGGAUGGUAUUUUUAGGGAUAUGUGUCUCAACAGUGGGAUGUUCGAUUCACUGAAGAACGCGGCAAAAGCCAAAGCUAGCCGUGAUGCACAUUAA